GAGAAUUCGAGUUCAUUUGAUGAUCCAGCCGUGCGAGGAGUCCCCACAUACAUUGCUAGCUACACCUACAAGCAAAUGUCUGCACCGCACCCAUGUAUAGAUAGUAUAAGCGAUGAGGUGGCAAGGCAACCGAUCGGUAGCACAACAAACUACAGCGUCUCCCUCGCUCUCUGCCUUCCCGUCUGUCUCAUCUGCUUGCCUAUGCAUGAGUGCUAUCUGGUCUCUGUUCUGUCUUGUCGUAUCGUGUAUGUGCUCAAGCCUCGGCCUUGAAGAGCUGGUUUGCUGGUGGUGCAGGGGGCAUGGGCAUGGCUGCGGGCGGACUCUGCCAAGUGGCCAGCAUGUCGGCAUUGGCGCCCAGCCGAUAAAUGGUCAUCGGGUCCAUGUGAGGCGACAGAUCGGACAGAGAAUCCCACCACGGAUAUAGAAACCUGCACACAGGCAUACAGAGAGCGGUGUGUGCCUGGGGUGCAUUGUGUGCCUGUCCGUCUGUCUGUCUGUCUGUCUGUCUGUUUCCCUUCCGCCCCAUUGACUCACUUGUCGAUGAUGAGUUUGCACCAGGGUGUGAUGAGCAGCUGCCCCUCUUCGCACUGCCGCGCCAUAUCGCGCAUCGCUGGCUGGUCGACCCACCUCACCGCCUCCACCUCGUUGCUGUUCGGCACAAACGAUAUCUACAUUAACAACACACAUUCAGGGCAGGACAUUGCCCUGCUGCGCUGUCCUUCCCUUACAUCAGCGAAGGGCCUAUCGUCUUGUGCGAUGAGAAUGUAGUCGAUCUCAUGUUCGCCCCACUGUGGGUCAGUGGGGGACUCGGCACAGUAGUGCAGCCGCGUGAGGUACGUCAUGACUGUAUCACCACCUUUCAAUGACAGCCCCAACUCGUGCUGCAGCUUCCGCACCGCAGCUCGCUUGGCGCCCUCCACCGGCCUGGCUGGCUGGCUGUCCCAUCCCAGCUCCUCUGUGCAAUAGAGGGGAUGACUGCAGCACGUGUUGGCCCAGAACAGGGGGAAGGUCACCUUGGCGGCCGCCCGCUGCUGCAGCAACAGCAGCCCAUCCCGGUCGAACAGGAACACGCUGAAUGCCCUGUGCAGCAAAGGGCCCUUGGCCGUCGCGUGGGUGUCUAUCUUGGAGGCGGGGCCGAGCACAUUGUCGUCUUUGUCGACCAGGAUGACACGCUCCUGCAUCAGGGACGCUUGAGUGGGAUCCAUAGCCAUACCUCCUGGUGGUGCUGUUGCUGGUGGUGCAGGGGCAGUGCCGGUGGCCAUGCACCGAAGGCGGCGAUGGAUGUGAGCACCAAUUUGCUGCAGCCUGGGCAAAGGCGCCGGGUGCUGGAAAGAAGAGUAGAGCCGUCGGUGGAGCGUGUGGAUGCGCGGUAGAUGGGAGUGCGGCAGACUGAGGGGGGGAAUGAGUGGGGCGGCUGCAGAUGGUGUGGAUGUGAGUGCUGCAGUCGCUGUCAACGCACGAUGAGUCCACAUUAAUCAGAUCUGCAUCACUUGAGGGGAG
Messenger RNA from Vitrella brassicaformis, 1500 nucleotides. NCBI's taxonomy places the organism in Eukaryota, Vitrellaceae. The record is from the annotation of a GenBank genome assembly.